UUGGAUUGGGAAGGUUUUAAGAAGGUUUGGAGUAAGAAAUGAAGCAAAAAUUGGUAUUAUAGGUUUUUUAGAGUGGUGUUUGAGUUGAAUUUGAUAUGUUUGACAUCUGUGUCUGAGUUUGUUAUUAUUUAGGGUGGUUAAAAGGGAGGAAAUCUAGAAUAAACUUAGUGUUUUCGAUAUUAUUAAAAGAAGACGAGGCUAAUGACAAGGGGAAAUCUGAUUUGGUUAUACUUUUUCCUUCAUUAAACUAUGUCCCAUUUUCUCCACUUCAUAGAAAUUAAAGAACAGAAGCUAUUAGUAAAUAUUUGAAAUUCACUUAUUUCAAAUUACUUAAUUUCUCCUUAAAUUUAUCUAUCAAUUUCGAGAGAAAUGAGUAAAAUAAAAGAAAUGAUAUCAUCGAAGCUCACAAUUAAAUGUCUAGAGAUUUUAUCCAUUUAAUAGCACUCGGUCGAUUGAUUCCUUAAUCUUUAUCAUCAAAGAUAAAAUAGUUUUAUAUAAAACUUAACCAAAAUUCCAAAAAAGAGUGAUUAGCUUGCCCCUCUCUAUUUAUCAUCUGUAAGGUUAUUACUAACAUCGUGAGUCUAAAUGCUCGAAGGAACUGCUAAUUGACAAACUGCUUCUGAAGUACUUUUUGGGGGAAAUUAAGUGUCAAAUUAAGAUUUUCUGAAUCAUAUUACUCUCGCUUUUAAAUAAAUCAGACUCAGCUAAUUCUAAAAUUAGCUAUUAUUUUGAAACAUCGUCUUGCUAACCAGAUAAAAUGUUUGGCAUAUUUUCAAAAACAAUGCUUGAAGACGAUCACCAUUUUGUAGAUUUUUAAAUAAUAAUUUUCUUCCAAGGAUACUCAAAACUACCUAACCAACAAGUCAAGGGCUAUGAAACUCUAUGAAUACGGCUAAAUUUUAUUAUUAGCUUAAUGUCUUAAAAUCAGAACAUCUUUCGCUGCGUUUUAGAGAUCCUUCCCCAACAAAGAAGGCAUUAUUAAUUUAUGAAGAAUCGAAAAGCACACGUUGUACUCUAAAACACUGUUCAAAAUUCAGUGGAUGUUUAAGCAGCUGAACAGCAGGUUAAUAUAAAGAGCCUAGUCAUUCUCAACUUUUUGUGGGAUCAUUAGUUGGUCUGAGCAUUUUAGCCAUCCAGAGAAAACAUUGUUGGCUUAUACAUAAAGACAAUAAAGUAAAGAUUUAAUAAUAUUAAUUUAAAUAUGGACUUGAACAUAAACUGGAAUGCCAUUUCAAGAGAUUCCCUCCCAAUGUGAAACUUACUCAAUGAAAUGAGAGAAUUUUGCAAGACCUAUUGAGUCUGCCAUUUAGGAGGAGCCUAUGAUACGAGAAAUCAAAGUUUUUGAUCACAAGAAAAUCACAUUUCUCUGCCAACUCCAAGUGCUUCAGAGGUUUCACCUUACAUAAGUUUACCAGAGCAGGAUAAAAAAUAUUCUGAACUUUUUCUUGAAGCAGAAGAAGGCUCACCUGAAGUAAAAACCAACCAACUUUUAACAUCUUCUGAGCAAACACAACAAUCAAGUGAAGAACUCAAAAAUGAUCCACCAACAGUCAGAGAAAUCAGAUAUAGAACAAAUCGGUCUCAGAGGCUUGAUAUUACUGAUAAACUUACAGUCUUGAGAGGUCUUCUUCUUAAAACGCGUGUAUCCUCUUUAAGAUGCUCGGCUAAGAAGACAAGGUAUACUAAGAACAAGUACCUAGGAAGGAGGUCUAAGUACAUCGGAGUCACUAGAAACAACAUCCACUGGCAAGCAUUGAUCAACGUGGACCAUAAGAAAAAGUAUAUAGGUACUUUUAUUGAUGAAAUUGAGGCUGCCAAGACCUACGACUUGUAUGCUCUGGCAAUGCAAGGCAGAAGAGCCAAUCUCAACUUUAGCUAUAAGCCUCAAAAGAUGAUAGAAAUAAUCGACCAUUACCUUGCAAAUGGACGUAUAAACCUCAAUAACUAAACGCGGCUUUCAUUUAAUUGAUCGGCGAGAGGCUAAACCACAGUGUAAUUUCACCUAAAAUGUUAAAAUCUAUAUAU
Moneuplotes crassus is the source of this 2025-nucleotide messenger RNA. The record is from the annotation of a GenBank genome assembly. NCBI's taxonomy places the organism in Eukaryota, Ciliophora, Spirotrichea, Euplotida, Euplotidae.